AUGCGGACGCUGGAGGGCAAAGCAGGUGCGUUGAGCGGCUACGGCUGCCUGUCUCUGCUGGGAAGCACCAUUAAGGAGGUGGCCGGCAACCCGGAGGAAGGAGGGAAGUUCAUCUUCGAAAUCAUCCCAGGGAUCUCUGGAGACCAGAAUCGGGCAGGGCAGGACUCCUGCGUGCUCAUGGCGAACUCCCAGGCUGAGAUGGAGGAGUGGGUUAAAUCUCUGCGCAGAGUGCUGGGGUCGGCCUCAGGAGCGGUGUUUGGUCAGCACUUGGUGGAGACCAUGGCCUACGAGCAGAAAUUCGGGCAGCACCAGGUCCCCAUCCUGGUGGAGAAGUGCGCGGAGUUCAUCCGGGAGCACGGCAUGAGCGAGGAGGGCAUCUUCCGCCUCCCCGGCCAGGACAACCUGGUGAAACAGCUCCGGGAUGCCUUCGAUGCUGGAGAAAGGCCCUCAUUUGAACGAGACACGGACGUGCACACAGUGGCCUCGCUCUUUAAGCUCUACCUGCGGGAGCUCCCAGAGCCCGUUGUGCCCUGGAUGCAGUACGAGGAUUUCCUGCUAUGUGGCCAAGUGCUGGAUGCGGACGAGAGCAAGGGUCAUCAGGAACUACUGAAGCAACUGUCCCUCCUUCCCCGAGACAACUACAACCUCCUCAGCUAUAUCUGCAGGUUUCUGCACGAAAUACAGUUGAACUCUAGCGUCAACAAGAUGAGCGUGGAUAACCUGGCAACAGUGAUCGGAGUGAAUCUCAUCAGGCCAAAGAUAGGGGAUCCUGCGAUUAUUAUGAGAGGCACACCACAGAUUCAGAAAGUGAUGACCGUGAUGAUAAGUGACCACGCAGACCUCUUUCCCGCGUCCAAAGAUGUACUGCCAUCUCCACCCACCCAAAAAAAUAAUGACUUCAAGAAAGCCCUUGUGCCGCGCAGCUCCGUGGGCUGGGACGCUGCAGAAGACCCCAGGGUGUCCAGGACCGACAGCUUGAUCCAAAGGCAAACAAGAGACGACCUAAAUGCCAGCAGUGCCACUGGACCAGCAGCGAGUUCAAGCGUGCCUGGAGAAGAUAGUGAAUCCAAAGAUACCCUGGGAAUGUGGAAAAUGCAGUCUAGGAAAAGAACUCAGACUUUACCUAACAGGAAAUCUUUCCUGACAGCUGCUUCUCAGGGGGAGAAAGGCGGCAAUGACAAAAGCGACAUAUUUGCCAGUGACUUUUGGAAAUCCUCCCCAGGGAACAGCAUGCCUUCUGGGCUCCCGGAUGGACAUAAAAGAACAUUGUCUCAUGAUCUUUUUAAGCUGCUUGACCUUCACCGAGCUUCAACUUAUGAUAAUGUACCUUCCUCCCAGGCAGAAAGCAGGGAAGGCAGUUGCUCCAGCCCCAGCACGGCGAGCAGCGGCUCCGAUAAGCAAUUCCUACCAAGCCCCAGCCCCGACCAUCAGCCAAAGGAAAUAGCCAGCCCCGGCAGCAGCACCACUGGCGUUUGUGAUUCUGGUCAGGAGAGCAAGGAGUUCCUGCAGAGCAUGAUCCUGAAGCUGGAAAAAGAAAUGAAGGCACAGAAAAAUAACUAUGAAGAGCAAAUUAAAAGCCUUGAGAAGGAAAAUUACGAAGUCUGGGCCAAACUGGUGAGGCUGAACCAGGACAUUGAGAGGGAGAAGAAGAAGUCGGAGGAACUGGAACAAAAGCUGAUGAACGUGGAGCGCUCGCGGGAGGACAUGGAGAAGAAAAACAAAAUGCUUGAGGAGGAGAUAAAGAACUUCGCCCAAUCCAGGAGCAAAGCCAACGCCAAAAACAACUAGGAGAAGACACCUGGAUGUGUGCAGACAUAAAAUGCAGCUACAUGGUUUAGCAUCCAAAGGAAUUGCCCAGCGGGAUCAGAGCCAGGGACUCAUGUAGGCCAGCGUCCUGUUACGGACCGUGGGCUGGUUCGGAGAACGGAGCCCUGAAGUUAGAGGUUGGUUUACAUUGUGAAACAGGAAAUUCCAAAAAUGUUCUUUCGCUUCAUUUUAUUUCUUAAAUCCUCCUCUGGCUGCUCAAGUUACCUGUAGAACAGGCCAAUACUUCUUGCUGCUCAACCAGAAUGUCUUGUAGUAGGAGUUCAGGUUAAAUAUAUAUUAUACUUAACAGAAAUAAACCAGCAAGUGGCCGUCCUGUCAUUCAGCUUUCUCCUUGCUGAAGAUACCAUAGUGCUUUGAGUGGAACAAAAAGACCAAAAAUCCUGGAACCGGGGAGGCAGAAAAGCCCCCCAGUUGGAGGUGGCACAGCCACAUCACUUGAUGUACCUGGACGCUAUGCUGUAAGACACCCUCUGCAAUAAGAUCAAAUAAUCAUUUGGAUUAACACACAUGCUUCGUUACUGCUCUUACAGAGUGAGAGAAGACCAGCCACGCUUUCUGAUCUGCUGACAAGAGGUCUAAUGCAUGGUCACUGGCUAUAAUCUGUUAUGCUAGACUCAUCCAUAUUAAGGCUCCGGGUACAAAUGGUCUGAGCAGACUGAUAAAUCAUAAAACCCUGUUUAGAUAAAUUAGUGUUCAGCUGUUUUAGAUCACUGUUUCUCAUAGCCAUGUGUUAUGUAUAUCUGGCACAGCUGCUGCUGAAGCCUUGGAGCACACUUCCAAGCAUUUAUACAUGGAGCUCUUCAUACAAAGUGAGUUCUUUAGCAACUUUUCCUGUUAUAGAAAAUGGGGCUUCCCCCAGUUUCCCUGGGAGACAGUUUUCACAGAAUAACACAUCUGGACUUCGCUUUGUUUUUCAUCAUUUCAUCAGUGUAGGUUAGGAUUCCCUUGGUCACCUUGGUGGAUACCUGGAUUUGCACCCCAGCUGUGAUGCUGGGACUCUCCCCAUCAGGCUAUGCACUUGCUGCCGUCAGCGUAAGGACUAACAGGACUUGAAGGCCUUGUGCUGCCACUUUGGCUAUUUGAAAAUGUGUCGCUUCAGCUGCUUGUUCUGCUGCCCGCCAGCGAGCCGGCCUUGCCUGGUGGCCCAGCUCUCCAGUGCAAGGAGCCAACGGGCCUACAACGCUGCUGGAAGCAUUCGACAUAGGAGAUAGAAGUAGUACUCUGCAAGAAAACCUUUCAUUUGUUGUUUAUGUUAGAAGGGUGAGCCACAAAACACAGCCUCAUCUCAGCCUAGAGCCUUCAUGGGAAGGGGAAAAACAUGGAGAUCUGAAGGAGUUUUGAACCAAGAUUGUCUUCGACCAGAUAGAUACACAGCUCUGUGGCUCCAGUCCAGCCAGGCAAGCAUGGUAGCAUUAAUGUGAUGACACUGGAUUACUGUUACUGAGGACUUGGCUUUGGCAAUCCAAAAGUUCAGCUCAAGACAGGUUGCAGACCCUCUUGGCAGACACUGCUAAGAAAAAAGACUCGGAGAGAAAAACCGACACAGAGGAAACUACGUGAAAAGCAGGGAGAUGGGACUGGGAAAAUGUUAAUAGGGAAUAAAAGUCAAUAUUGUCUAUAUGGCACUUGCUGUCGUCAGCCUUGCUGUUGGGGACUAGUCUAGCUCUAAUACUGAGCCAAGACUCCUUAGUCUCAGCCUCCUUAUUCUCAAACUUAAGACUCAUUUGGUAUUUUGAAUCCAUCUUUGCUCAGAUACAAUUUAAAAUAUAGGUAAAGGAAAGGUUUGUGAAAGAUGAACAGCAUUUAAGAAUGCAGCCCAUAAAUAGCUCAUCCCACUUAUAAACUCUGAUUCCAGAUACUUUCCCCUUCCCUAGGACCCCCAGGGACUGCACAGCUCCUCAGCGAGCAGCUCCAUAGCGGUGUCUUUAGACGCCGCGAAAGCCCAUAACCUCAAGAGAGCUGUUUCAGUGUUUUGUUUUAUUUAACU
Struthio camelus australis is the source of this 3814-nucleotide messenger RNA. The record is from RefSeq and is a predicted model, not a curated record. Lineage: Eukaryota; Metazoa; Chordata; Aves; Struthioniformes; Struthionidae.